AUGGUUAAUCCCAAGAUAGCACGAGCGAGACUUCGAGAGAAAGCAAUACAAGAAGGUGAUGGCUUCGGCUAUCCAGUUUCAUCGAAAGAAUUUGAUGAAGCCUACGAGAUUUACCUGAGAAAAGUCAUUCGAGACUACCCCGGCGAUAGCGAACAUGAGCGAGACCUUAGAGCAGUGAGAUCCGUCGGCAUAUAUUUAUGGCGCAAAAAGACAUUGGAGCAGCUAUUACCAGAUCUGUUUUCAGAAGGGUUAUCACCCAUAGCAGAAGAGACUCCAGCAUCAACCUCAACAGAUGCAGCAAGACUUGAAGAAGCAGAGAAAGCACCGAUUAUAUCGACACCAGCCCAGCAUUCACCAGCCACACAAGCUACAACCAUGAUUGCUGGUAUACCAUUGGCAGAUUGGUUGCAUCUUAAGGCAGCAGAUCCAGAGACUGCCCAGGAUCUGAUGAAGUCGUGGAAGAUUGAGCAGGCCGAGAAGAAGGCAAAAGAUUUGGAAUUGGAACAAAGAAUGACUGACAAGGAGAAGAAUACUUCCGACCGGAUUGCGACCGAAUCGCACAGUCAAGCCGUGGAGCGUGCCGCAAUGACUGAGACAGACGAAAAUGAAAAGAAGAAUACUCCCAACAGCACAGUCACUGUUAUACAUGUCGGCCGUGUAUGGAUGGCCCCAACAGCCGCAAAAUAUCCAGAGUCUUCCGCAGCUCUAAAUUCCUCGAAUGACACUGAAGAGAGUGUACAAAACACGACACAGGAAGGAAAGAUAUUCGGAAACGAAAAUACUGAAUAUAAAGAGCAUAGAUUUAAGAAGUAUAGAUCGCAGAAGCAAGCAUCCCGCUUUCAACACUGA
Botrytis fragariae is the source of this 849-nucleotide messenger RNA. RefSeq lists its product as uncharacterized. NCBI's taxonomy places the organism in Eukaryota, Fungi, Ascomycota, Leotiomycetes, Helotiales, Sclerotiniaceae. Bases 1 to 849 code for a protein of 282 amino acids. The record is from RefSeq and is a predicted model, not a curated record. The transcript is spliced from 2 exons.